This is a messenger RNA of Rubroshorea leprosula, 1851 nucleotides long. The record is from the annotation of a GenBank genome assembly. Lineage: Eukaryota; Viridiplantae; Streptophyta; Magnoliopsida; Malvales; Dipterocarpaceae.
UACAGUAAGAAACUUUGAAGGGGAAUCUUCUAAUAUGGAGUUUGUUAGAAAUGACGUAGAUGCAUUAUACCAUGAAAUGGUAGUUGAUGCAAUGGGUGGACAGUCUGAAUACAAUGACGGGCCAAUGGCUGAGGAGCCAAAUAGUAAGGCAAGAGAAUUUUAUGAUCUCUUGCAUGCUACAGAAGUCCAUAUAGGUGUUGGGGGACAGGAUGUUACAGUACUUUCAUGGAUGGCAGAAAUGCUAAACAUGAAAACUCUUUAUAAUAUGAGUGCUGCUAAUUGGGAAAUGGCAUUGUCAUUGAGUCGAAAGUUGUUGAGUCCAGAGGACCAAGAAAAGCGACUAUACAUGUCUAGAAAAACAGUAGAGCACAUGACAUGGCAUUUGAAAUGCCGUGAGGAUGCGGAUGAAGUUAUUCAUCCUGCGAGUAGUGAGGCAUGGAAACACUUUGAUGAAACCCACCCAACAUUUGCUGAUGAACCUAGAAAUGUUAGACUUGGCCUCUGUAUAGAUGGUUUCAAUCCAUUUGGUUGCUCUGCAACGCCUUACUCUUGUUGGCUUGUUUUUCUUACAGUGUACAACCUUCGUCCUGAAUGGUGUUAUGGCAUGUUAUCUGGUUGGAGCACACAUGGGAAGUUGUCAUGCCCUUAUUGCAUGGAGAACACUAAGGCUUUUCAACUUCAAUAUGGGAGGAAAACAUCAUUUUUUAAUUGUCAUCGUCAAUUUUUACCUCCUAAACAUCCAUUUUGUAGAGAUAAGAAGAAUUUUUAUCUCAAUAGAGUUGAAAAAAGCCGUCCCCCCCUAAGACUAGAUGGUACUUUGAUGGAAGAAAGGGUUAAUCAGCUCCCUGACAUAGUCUUUGCUAUAAAACCCAAUGCUUCAUACGUUCUUAGUCGAGAGCAACAAGCUCUUAUCUGUCAGUGGCUGAAGGAAUUGAGAUUCCCAGAUGGGUAUGCAUCCAACAUAGCACGAUGUGUUAACAUGCAGGAACUUCGAUUGUUUGGGAUGAAAAGUCAUGAUUGCCAUGUAUUCAUGCAGCGUCUCUUGCCAAUUGCUUUCCGUGAUUUCCUCAUAGAUGAAGUUUGGGGUCCCUUAACUGAGAUGAGUAACUUUUUUAGAGCUUUAACUGCUUCGAUUAUUCAAGUCAGUAACAUGGAGAUGUGGGAGGAAAAAAUUGUUGAGACCAUUUGCAAGUUAAAGAAAGUAUUCCCGCCAGCAUUCUUUGACUUGAUGGAGCAUUUGACUAUCCAUCUACCAUAUGAGGCAAAAGUUGGAGGACCUGUCCAAUUUCGUUGGAUGUAUCCUUUUGAAAGGACAUAUUAUUGGGAAGAGGAUGAUGCUCGUGUGUAUAAAGUCUGGAGAUUACAUUGUCGAAACCGUUUUCAAGACGAGCUUCAUCGAGUUCGAAAGGCGUGGGUCAGGGAGAAGAAGUUGCUCGAGUUCAUGCAUAAGGAUACCUUUAAAAUUUUGUUGGCAAAAUGGAGGAGUCCAAAAUAUAUUGCACUCCAGGAAAGAGGUCGGCAAAAUCGAUCAAAGGGUGAUCAUGUGACCCACACAACUGGAUGCCUUUCUAUUGAGAUCCAUGAGGAUCGACUGGCAGCUAAAAGAGGAGGAGUUAGGCUGACACCUUUAGAGUCGUACUUGUUGACUCUCAUGACUCGUCGACCUGAUGCUCCAAAAGAUGCCCCACCCGCUUGGAUAUGUCCACAGGCUGAGCAGACAUAUGUAAGAAUCUGAUUCUUUUAUGAUAUUAAUUUUAUUUAUUUUAUUUAUUUUUAAUGUCAUAUUGCCAUAAAAGAAGAAAAGUGAUACAAUUUUUUAUCCAUUGUAUUCAGUAAAUAAUUAUUUUUCAU